This is a messenger RNA of Neurospora hispaniola, 1909 nucleotides long. RefSeq lists its product as uncharacterized. The coding region runs from base 1 to 1434 and encodes 477 amino acids. The transcript has a single exon. Lineage: Eukaryota; Fungi; Ascomycota; Sordariomycetes; Sordariales; Sordariaceae. The record is from RefSeq and is a predicted model, not a curated record.
AUGUAUUCGUCAUCUAACUCAGAGGUCACCGAGCCUACAUACACCCCUUCCCAGUUCUCCCAGCUCUUCAGCUGUCUCACCUCCACGAUGCCGUCCCCUACAGAACCCCCUGGACCUCGGGGGACCAACGCCAUCAACAACAUCAGCGACACCAAUAAGGACAAGGGUGCACCCAACCCCAACCCCAGUUGCUCUGGGACAGAUCCAAUUUUGUUUUCGCUUCCACUUUCAGCCGAAUUCGAACAUGCAGGAGUACUCUCUACGACUCCUGGUGAGGCGUUGCCGGGUACCUUUAUGAUCACCGACGAACACCGCAGAGAUGAUGAUAAUGAUGAAGAUCAAGAUGAAGAUGACGAGAUUCUCUUCAUGCGGUCGACCCCUAACAGCAGCCACGCCUCCAGCUUGCGGGUUGGUACUAUGUCCCGAAGCAGAUAUAGUAUGUUAGGGACCACACAACCGGAUGGGAAAGAUGAGAGUCACAGUGACAGUGACAGUGACAGUGACAGUGAUGGUGGCGCUCCCCUCUUUACGCCGUCUAGAGAUAAAACCCUCGGCGACAGCAGCCGUGAAGAAACCCGGGCCAAAAGAUUCGAUGGUUCAGAUCUCGGUUGUCCAGCACAACUGGUUGACAGACACCAACAAGAGUUCCAGCAUGGCCACUGGGCCAAUUCGAACACAAAAGCAGAUGCUCUGAACAUACACCACCACCGACCCAAGACGCUGCUUGCCUCAUUUCGUCCUGGGAUGCAAUUACCGCUAGGAAUUCGAACCGAACCUGAUCCUGAUGCCCACCCCGCGUAUUUUUCGACGCGCUUUAUAGUCAAACGUGCUGUGGCCCGGUUGCAGGCACGACGACUCAACCGUCUCUCUUCUUUAGAUCAUUCGGGUCGGAUCGAAUCCUUGAUAGAUGGCGAGCAGCAGACGAACGACAUCGAGCAGCAGACGAACGACGUCGAGCAGCAUCAUAUCAACGGUAGAGGUACUUAUUACAACCCCCCUGCAAGCCCUCUUCCAACCCAAGCUUCCAAACCACUCACCACAACUACCACUACUAGAAAACCCAACUACUCCAGACCGCCCACAGAAACUUCCACCACCGAAAAUCCCACCCCCUCCUCCGUCCAACUAGGACCCUUCACCCUCUCCCCUUCCGACGUCGCCCUCCUCGCCUCGUCUGAAGCGUCCUUCAAGCGACUUACGACGCCCAAGUUCCAUCCUGCUUUUAGCGGUAGCAGCGGCAGCAGACGCUCCUCUCAUCGGGUAUCUCGCCUGAUUCAAGAUAGCGCGGAGGAAUGGAUGGAUCUUUCACUUGAUGUUGGAGCUAAGCUUGGGCCGAAGAAGAAGAAGAUGAAGGAGGAGGAGGAGGAGGAAGAAGAUAAAGAAGAGUGGGAGUGGGUGGAUCAUCCGAUGGGGAGAAACAGGGGGUAUGCAUAAUCCUAAUGGGGAGAGGAAGGGGAUAUGUGAGGAAUGGGGGGUUUGGAAGGAGGGAGGAGGAAUAGGAGGAAGGAAGGUAAGAAGACAGUACUCACACGUGGAGUAAGUCUAGUGUCGCUCAGCCAUCUGAAUGGGCGGGUUUCUUUUUGGAGGAUAAUAGCGUUGAUAUUGAUGAGGGGUUUGUUGAUAUUCGUCCUGGUCGUGUGAUGAAGAAGCAAGCGUAAAAUGAAAAGUGACGGAGAAGAGACUUGGAUAAUUUCGAGAACGUAAUUUGGAUACGGAGAGGGAAACGCGAUAGUAAUACACGUAUGGGAUCCAAGGUAGCAAUUUAAGUGUAUCCUUGGAAAGAAUCGAUUGUACAGAUGUCUGUCAUUCAUAUAAGUGAAUUGAUAGAGAUAGACAUCAUGGGAAGAGCGUGAAUAGAUACCUCCAGGUUGGGAAUAUCUCCAAGUUGCCCAACGUCUCUUGUUCCUUU